Molecule: messenger RNA, 738 nt
Organism: Cydia amplana
Lineage: Eukaryota; Metazoa; Arthropoda; Insecta; Lepidoptera; Tortricidae
Product: monocarboxylate transporter 13-like
Exons: 6
Coding region: 13-738 (241 amino acids)
Biological process (GO): transmembrane transport
Cellular component (GO): membrane
Molecular function (GO): monocarboxylic acid transmembrane transporter activity
Source: RefSeq, a predicted model, not a curated record
AGAAGUAGUGUCAUGGCGGUCCACGAAGCAAGAAAGAAAAGAUAUAAAAAAGUGCCUCCGGAUGGUGGAUAUGGUUAUUGGAUUUUGGUGGCGGCUUCUGUGAGCUUGGUUUCAUCGACAAUGUUUUACGUAUGUUUCGGAAUAAUUUACAACGAUUUCUUCACCAAGCUUGACAUGGGCACGACCGGCAUCAGCGUGCUGACGGGGAUCCGGGCGGUGAGCAUGGCGCUCUCCGGUUUCCUGACAGGCCCGCUCCUGAAAAUGAUGAGCAGACGUAAGCUGGCUUUCGUAGGCGCUACAUUUUACAACUCGGGAAUGUUCGGGACCGUGUUCGUCAACACGCAGGCGCUUUUUAUUUUCUGUCAAGGACUCUUACAGGUUGUUGGUAUAGGCUUACUUUAUACCGUGUCAUGUACGUGUAUAAACGACUAUUUUGUCGACAAGCGCUUGCUAUCCACCGGCAUUGUGCAAAGUGUGGCAGCCGCCGCAGUAAUGGUGGCGCCGAUGAUUGUGUCGUGGACCAUGGCCGAGUACGGGUACCAGAGCACGCUCAUCGUGAUAUCGGCCGUCGGCAUGCAGAGCUACAUCGCCGCCAUGCUGCUGCAGCCCGUGGCCUGGCACAUGAAGAGGGUCGAAAUCACGGAUUCCGAGUAUAUGACAUUGUUGGAGAAGGAUGAAGAUAAACCAUCUCAAUCAGGUGAAAACGUCGACAAUGCACGCAGUAGGUACGUUCAUUGA